UUCUCGUUCUCGCUUUGCGUUCAAUUGCUUGUCUGUAAUUUUGGGAACCGGUUGCAUUUUGAUCGCUGUGGCAGUAUGGGUCGGUCACAGAAAGGCGAACGAGGUGUUGAUGAAUGAUUAUGGGCUUGUUUUUUUUUUUUUUCCUUUUGAUUGAAACGCACGGUUGGUUGCUAUAAUUGCCUUGUUCGCUCACUUGAAAUUUUCUUUUUUGUUACAACACUUAUACCUCGAUCCUUUCUUUCCCUUUUACUACUAUCAAAAAAGGGAUUGGAGGGUCUUGUUCUUGGUAUUACAACACUUGACUACACUAUACGCACACAUGGAAGUUAUGAAGAGAUGGCACGGGCUGCGCUCGGCGAAAGAUUAAAACAUACAUUUCUAUAGACUGCUUUUUCAUUUGUUCUUUUUUUUUCUGUUUUUUUUUAUUGAGACUAGGAGGGUGAGUUGGAAGAGAUGAAGCGGGACUUGGAGUACCUCUUGAUAUUGAAGAUUAGUAGUAAGAUAGGUAAUAUAGCCCCAAAUGGAAAAAAAUUGAUACAUUUGUUUCGCUCUUUUAGUGAUGGCCGUUGAAACAUUCAAAAUUGAUAGUAUGUAUGACCUAAAAAGAAUUGGCCAUUGUUUCACACUCCCUUCGAUGGCCGUUUUGGUGGUGAGCACUUGUGAGGAGAAUGUCGCAGAGUCGGGAAUUUUGAAUGGAACUAUUGUUUGGGCUACCUAUUUACUAUUGCUACUCCUACCUACCGCUAAUACGGAGGGCCAAGGUGUGCUGCAUUCGGCGAAGGUCAUGUAGAUGGGAUCGGAAUGCCGAAAGAGGUUCGGGCCGGGAUGGGGCGUAUGCAAAGGUGUUUGGCUGUGUAAGCCCGAGGAUUCGGAUGGCGUUCGGAUCUACCAGCAAAUGCUCAGCAGUAUGGCAUUCAAUACUCGCACGUCUAUGUUAGUAUCUGUUCUAUGUGCUUUUGUGCCGUAUUUUCUUGUUAGAUGGAUGGUAGAUGAGUAUAUGCCCUCUUAUAGCUGAUAGCUUUGUCUGGUAGCACCAGCUGCCUUGAGCUUUAUCUCUGAUGUAAUUGGAAGAAGGCUUAUCAGUGCCUGAAUCCAGCUAGCUAAGGUAGCUACGUGCCCAUUCCGCUUUUAACCGCCUAAAGCAGCGAGACCUGAGAUCUAUCCGUUCCCCAUCCGGUUUGGGUAAAAAGGCCCAAUACGUACAGAAAGGCGAGACGAAAAAGAAGAAAAAAAAAAACCCUCCGAAAAUGAAAUGCUAGCGGGAGCCACGGAAACCGCAGAGUCCGGAGGGAGAGAUCAUUCCGGCGCUUUGUAUGGAGUCCGAUUGGCUGGAAUGGGGAGGAGGGCUUUGAGGAUCCACUUUGGGUUCGGCGGGGUCCGAAAAAAAUUCAAUGGUAAUGGUUGGGGGUGUUCUUUUCUUGCUUUUUUGUUACCUGUUUGGUUUGGUUUGGUUUUUUUGAGAUGCUGGCGAUCUUGGUCGG
Trichoderma atroviride IMI 206040 is the source of this 1481-nucleotide messenger RNA. The record is from RefSeq and is a predicted model, not a curated record. NCBI's taxonomy places the organism in Eukaryota, Fungi, Ascomycota, Sordariomycetes, Hypocreales, Hypocreaceae.